AUGACCUCCAAGCCUGCUGCGCCCUCCAACCGCCAGUCAUCCAGCGCCAUCCCUCUCGUCAAGCCGCAAUGCAAAAUCCACCCUUCAGCAACAGUAGCAGACAAAGCCCAACUCAUCGGGCCUCACGUAAUUGAGAUAGACGAAGGCGCCGUCAUACAUCCUCAUGCGAAGAUCAAGGCAGAGUAUGGCAAUAUAGCAAUUGGCAAAGGCACCAUCGUCUCCGAGAAAGCCAUCGUCGGACUGAGCGAGGAGAGCGGCGAAGACACGACCCUUGUGGUCGGCGAAGGCGUGAGCAUUGAGUCCGGUGCCAUCGUUGAGGCAAGAAAGAUUGGUGAUCAUGCUACGCUCGGCAUCAACUGCAGAGUGGGAGAAGGAGCCGUGCUGGGCAAGUGGUGCAAGAUUGCGCCUCUAUGCGAGGUAGGGCCGAACGAGGUACUGGACGACUAUACCGUGGUAUUCGGUGAGGGCAGGAAGGGCAGGCGGGUGGAUGUGGUGGUGAGAGAUAGGAAGGAGGUCCGCGAAGCGAGGUUGAAGGGAACGGAGAUGGAGAGGCAGUUGCUGAGAGGCAUCAUUGUGGAUAUGAGCCUGAUAUCCUGA
Molecule: messenger RNA, 597 nt
Organism: Saxophila tyrrhenica
Lineage: Eukaryota; Fungi; Ascomycota; Dothideomycetes; Mycosphaerellales; Extremaceae
Exons: 2
Coding region: 1-597 (198 amino acids)
Biological process (GO): mitotic spindle organization
Cellular component (GO): dynactin complex
Molecular function (GO): dynein complex binding
Source: RefSeq, a predicted model, not a curated record